Entamoeba invadens IP1 is the source of this 4020-nucleotide messenger RNA. RefSeq names its product tuberin, putative. Gene Ontology annotation, molecular function: GTPase activator activity. Bases 1 to 4020 code for a protein of 1339 amino acids. The record is from RefSeq and is a predicted model, not a curated record. The transcript is spliced from 2 exons. Gene Ontology annotation, cellular component: cytoplasm; nucleus. NCBI's taxonomy places the organism in Eukaryota, Evosea, Mastigamoebida, Endamoebidae. Gene Ontology annotation, biological process: regulation of small GTPase mediated signal transduction; positive regulation of GTPase activity.
AUGGCGAGCGAGCUUGACAAGAAAAUACGUAAAAAACAGACCUCUUUGUUCGACCCAAAGGAGAGCGCACCAAACAAACUGAAGGCCUGUAUCUCGCUCCUUGAAAAGCAAAGUGUUGAGGAAUUCCAGAUUUUCGUCCGUCCCGAGAAACAGAAGUUUUCGAUGUUUAUUAUCGAAGUCAGUCAGUACGUCGAGAACCACACAAAGAAAGGGAAGAUAACUGUCCCUGUAAAAGAAGCGUUGACACACAUUAAAGUGUUAAAUGCUAUGAUUGGCUUGUAUGAAUACCCCGAACUCACUGUUUUCGAUUUGUAUCAAAAGUAUUUAAACAACUACUUGAAAAUCGAAACGGCACCAGAAGUCAGAGAAGCCGCUUUCCAAUUGGUCAUCGACCUUGUUUUGAAAUAUGGAGAACAAAGCGCGUUGACAGAUUACUUCUUAGGAACUAUUAAUUUGGGGUGUCUCUUUAAUCUCCCGGGGUAUCCAGUACAGAAGUUGGACUAUGCCGAAGUCUGCUUUAGUCUACCGGAGAGUGAUUUUGACCAAUCAUCGAUGUCCAUCAAACUGGUUUCCGAUUUCAUCAAACAACUCAAGAAGCCAGAGAACUUCGAAAAAUUGUUCCACUUGGUCGAAGCACUUUUGUCAUACAUUUUCCCACUCUUUGCUGAAGCUUCAAAAUAUAAAUAUAAGUUGGCGCACCCACUGAUUAAUUUGAAACAGACAACACCAGUACAAGUCCAGAAGUACGUCUUGGACUUCUUAAAGGAACUUUUGGUAUCGCCAAUUUCUUUGAAAUUGAAAAAUAGACCAAAUACAAUUCCCUUCAUCCACUGCUUAUACUCGUCGAUUCUAACUUUAACCCCCGAUGAAGCAACAAAGCCAGUCAUCUCGCAAACCAUCCCUUACUUCUUCUCCGAGUUCAUUUUCAACCAAUUCAGAACAUCGGAGCUCGAAGAAAUUGUGAAGACCAAACACUUUUUGGUCACGGAACUUAUUCCCUUCUUCGACAAACCAUUUGUCAUAGGAAAGCCAUUGAUAGUUGGGCAAAUUGCCGAAGAGAUAAAGGCAACGCUCUAUAAAAUGACAACAUUCGGGUGUGACAACGAAAUGAAAGACAUCGUCAUCCAAACGGUAUUGACUUGUAUCGAUUUGUUACUCAAAGCACAAUUGGGGCAAUCUGCUGGUUCGUUCACCGAGUUGAUAUUUAUGUUCUACGUUAAAUGGGAUGUUUCUGACAAGUACUGGGAACUCCUCCGAACGCGUAUUGCGGAGAAUAUGUCGAAUGAGUUUGUGACCAAACAACUUUCGAAAAAGUUGUGGCACUACACACGUGCCGUGUUCAGAGAAAAGUACUCCCCGUUGUUGCUUGAAAACACCGACGAAGUGCUUGUUGGAAAUAAGAAGGUACUUCGGUCCACUCGAACGGAAAUUCCCGACGAAGUCUUUGUAGCACCCGCUGCUGAUGAGAAGUUCACGUUAUUGUUUGGGGAGUGUGAUCAACAAAGUUCGAUUAAGUGGUGGAUGCGGUUCUAUAGUCUGUUAGAACACGUGAAUGACCUGAAGUCGAGCGAGAGUUAUGAAAAUGGCAUUCGGAUCUUAUACGAAGUGUGUUGUUUAUUCAUUCGUGCUGAGACGAAGAUGUGUGAACAGUUUAAUCUUGAGGCAAAGGAGGGUCGGCCCGAGUUAAUAGAAAUCUUUGGCAAGAUCUUCUUUGAUGCCUUUGCAAAGAGUGAACACACGCCCAAGUCAUUAGAAUACAGUUAUCGUGUCAUUUGUAAAUUAGUGAAUCGGGGAUAUGUCCGGUAUAGUAACGAGUUAUACAGUCGGUUCUAUGAGAUCAUAUCCAAUGGGUUGCCAUUGAUGCCAGUUGUCAUAUUGGAAGAGCUCUUCGACAUUGUACCAAACCAAAUUCCUGGGUGGCCAGUGUUGGUUAUUCCCGUCAUUGGCCAAUUACAGAACUUGACUCAAGACAAUUUCAAAGGAAUCGCCAACUUGAAUAGAGACGCACAGAUCAUUUCAUUUUUGAUGUCGUUGAUCACCGUUGAAGAUAUUUAUCCCAAAAUACUCGAGGACGUUGGAGGAAUUUCGGGAACCCUCAAGACCACUUACGACGACUCACUGACAAAAUGCUUCAAAAAUCUGUUACAAGUCUUUACAUCAACCAAAUCACAAUCAACAAUGUUGUUCGGGUUGAUCGACCACAUCGUCUUUGCCCGAAGAAAGAACCCUGAAGCCGAUAUUAACGAGACACUGGACAUGAUUCUUAAAAGAAUAGAAAUCCCAAUUGAAGAUGUCUACCGUCCCGCCUCAGAAGCUCUUGGACAACUCGCUUUGUUCAAUCAGUACCUUACAGAAGAAGACGUCCAAUAUAUCAUUGUCAAAAUGAUGUCGAGUAUCACAAAUCCACAAACACGAAGCGAGUCGAUUGCGUGUGCAUUCACUGCGUUAACUGAGUGGGCGUUUGCGCCGUCAUGUGUCUUUAUCAAAGCGUUGAUACCGGAAGUUACAGCGCAGCUACUUAAUGGUAUUUCGUAUGCAAUGUCACUCACACCGACACCACACCCAACAGACCAGACCAUUAAAUACCGAGCAUGUGCAAACGAAUGUGCCGAAAUCUUUUUGCAGACGCUUCUGAACAUCUUUGGCUUUGUUCCGAGCGAAAAGGGGAGUGACAAGUUCUUAUCGACGCACGUAGAAGAUGGUGAAGUGACGUGGUGGCUCUACGGGAACAACAUUUUGUCGAUAGAGAAAGGCGACGACACACACUUCUGUUUCUUAGUCAUUCGAAAUGCUGUUGGGAAGACUCGAUGGGGGAUUCAGUCGGUGUCGACGUUAGAAGAGCUUGGGAUGACAUCUCCGCAGAAGCGUGAGAAGAUCACAUUACAUGACAUUAUUAAGGAUCAACCGAAACAGUUAGUCGAAGAGCGUCGAGUUGAAGUAGUCCAGAACAAGUUACGUGAGAUGAUAGACUCUGCAGUGAGUAAAGAGAGUGAUUUAUUAGAUUGGGGCCUUCCCAAAGGAGUUGACAAAGAUUCCUAUCAAAACGACAUUACUUGUACGAAAGACGAGAUAGAGAAGACCAAUUCCAAAAUCCAAGAGUUUGGGCAACAUAUAGUUUUGUUGAAAAAUGAGGAAAAAAGUCUAGUUAGUGUAACUCCACCACAAAUUGAUACAACAAAACUAUUAGUCCACGGAUUACUUUGUCAGCUGCACUUUAUUGAUCCAAUUCCAAAGAACCAGCCGGUGUUAGUCCCUAUCAACCCACAUGAAAAGUUCAAGAUUUUACUUGGGAAUUUGGACAAAACGUGUUCGCGACCUUUCCAUAAAAUUGGGUUGAUUUAUGUGAUGAAUAACCAAACUGAUCAAUACGACAUCUUAAAAAACACUUCGGGGUCAGCGGCGUAUAACGAAUUUGUCGAAGGACUUGGAUGGACGUUAGAUAUCCGAACCCAUAGCGGGUUCCUCGGAGGAUUAGACAAGACUUAUAUGUCCACUGGGGAGUAUAUCAGAUACUUUGCAGACGCAACUAAAGAAGUGAUCUUCCACGACAUCACUUUGAUCCCGACACAAGAAGACGACUCGCAACAAUUGACUAAAAAGAGACAUGUGGGGAAUGACUAUGUCCACAUCGUUUGGAAUGAGUCGGGAGAGUACUCCCCGUACACUAUAACAAGUCAAUUCAAUGCAGCUCACAUAGUCAUUUCUCCUCUAGGAAAUGGCCUGCACAAAAUCAGAAUUUGGCGUAAGCAGAACGUCAGACAGUUCGGUCCGUUAUUGGACGGGAUGGUCGUUGGAAAAGAUUUGUUGCCCGCACUAGUCAGGGAGACUGCGGUGAACGCGAAUUAUUGUUGCUCACUUAAUAUAUCGCCCGACGACUACUUGAAGCCUUAUUUGCGAAGAAGCACUCUCAUUAAGGAAAUCAUCGACAAGAACGACUCGUUUAACACGCCAUCGUUCUUCUCGACUCUCUCGAUGAUUAGUAACCCAACUUGUGUGAAUGACUUGACCACGAAAAAGUGA